GAGCUCCAUCACCGGGAGCUUCCACCGGCUGUAGCCCGAGAGGGAGGCGAGAGAUGCGGGCUCCGCGCUGGACGGACCCCCGCUGUUGUGUUUGUUCUCCCCGCUGCAGCAGCUCCUCUCCCGGCUCCCCUCGGUUCACCUAACGGAGCAGCACCCGGAGGAGACAUCACAGGGACUAUGUGAGCACCAUGCUCGCCGUGGGAUGCCUGCUGUUCGCCGCAGUGUGUGCACGGUGCACCGCGACAGAUCUGCCGCCCGCACAGGAGCUCGUCCAGCCCAAGAGGCUGCUGCAUCAGAUCCGCUCCCCGGAGGAGCUGCUCCACGGCCGGCUGGACACCCGGGUCAGGAACCACACCACCGGGCUGCAGCCGGUCCAUCUGGCCCAGUGCAGCUUCCUGGUGGAGGCGUUCGGCGCAUCCUUCGUCCUUGACCUGGAACUCAACCACGAUCUCCUGUCUACAGACUAUGUGGAGCGUCACUAUGACGACGACGGGCAGCCCUCAGAGAAUAUGGGGGGAGAACACUGCUAUUACCACGGGCGAGUGCGUGGGCUGCCCGGCUCCUGGGCGGCUGUGUCCACCUGCCACGGCCUGAGAGGGAUGUUUUCUGACGGAAGCUUCUCUUAUGGGAUUGAACCUGUCGGCAGUGGAGAGGAGAAUAAUGACCACAUUGUGCAUCGCAUGCCGGACAUUGACCUCUUCCCCCCUCCCUGUCCAGGGUGCUCUGUGAACAGCACAGGGCCUGGGGGGCAGCCAGAUGGCCACGGUGAAGGAGACAGAGAGCUGAGGGAUGAAGACGACUGGUCUGAGGAAGAGGAGCCUGUCGUCAUAGGAACACUGAGACGCUCUAAAAGACAAGUGCGGCGAGGCCAACGCACCGUCCAGACUGAGACCAAGUACAUCGAGCUGAUGGUGGUGAACGACCAUGAACUGUUCGUGCAGCUGCGUCGCUCGACCACUCAGACGAAGAAUUUUGCCAAAGCGGUGGUGAACAUGGCCGAUGCGAUUUACAAGGAGCAGCUGAACACGCGCAUCGUCCUGGUCUCCAUGGAAACGUGGUCGUCUGAAAACAGGGUCUCCAUCGGCGACGAUGCCUUGCUCACCCUGCGCGACUUCAUGAAGUACAGGAAGGAGAGCAUCAAGGAACGCUGCGACGCCGUGCACCUCUUCUCAGGGAGGACGUUCAUGAGCAGCCGCAGUGAGGCGGCGUAUGUCGAGGGCAUCUGCUCCCUCACCAGGGGGGGAGGCAUCAAUGAGUUUGGCAGCGUGGGGCCCAUGGCCAUCACGCUGUGUCAGAGUCUGGGCCAGAACAUCGGGAUGCUGAGGAACAAGGAGCGACCGUCAGCAGGAGACUGCAGGUGUCCAGAUCCAUGGCUGGGCUGCAUCAUGGAGGAUACAGGCUACUACCUGCCGAGGAAGUUUUCCCGCUGCAGCAUAGACGAGUACCUGCGCUUCCUCCAACAGGGAGGAGGCAGCUGCCUCUUCAACAAGCCCAGCAAGCUGUUUGACCCACCAGAGUGCGGCAAUGGAUACGUAGAGCUGGGAGAGGAAUGUGACUGUGGAUCACUGGUGGACUGUGCUCGUGUCGGAGCCAAUUGCUGUAAGAAGUGUACACUUACCCACAAUGCCAUGUGCAGCAAUGGGCUCUGCUGCCGGGACUGUAAGUACGAGCUGAGAGGAGCGACGUGCCGCGAAGCCGUCAACGACUGCGACAUUCCCGAGACCUGCGCAGGAGACUCCAGCCAGUGUUCUCAUAAUGUCCACAAGCUGGAUGGCUACAUGUGUGAUGCUGGCCAGGGUCGCUGUUACGGAGGCCGCUGUAAGACCAGAGAUGGCCAGUGCAGGAACUUGUGGGGCUACAACUCGGCUGACAGGUUCUGCUAUGAGAAGCUGAACUCUGAGGGAACAGAGAAAGGAAACUGUGGCCCAGACUCCACUGGUCAGGGAUGGGUUCAGUGCAACAAGCAAGACGUUCUGUGCGGUUUGCUGCUGUGCACCAAUCUGACGGAGAAGCCGAGGUUUGGCGAGCUUCAGGGGAAGCUCACGAGUCUGACCAUCCACCAUCAGAACCGAUACAUGGACUGCAGGGGAGGCCAUGCUGUGCUGGAUGACGGCUUGGACCUGGGCUACGUGGAGGACGGGACGCCAUGCGGGCCGAACAUGAUGUGUCUGGAGCGCCGCUGCCUCCCCGUCACCACCUUCAACCUGAGCACCUGCCCGGGCUCCUCGUCCUCACGCAUCUGCUCCCACCACGGAACGUGCAGCAACGAGGUGAAGUGCAUCUGUGAUGUCGACUUCACGGGGAAGGACUGCAGCGUCUUCGACCCUCUCCCCAGCCCCACCCCGCCAGACGGCCCGGAAAAAUACAAAGGUCCCAGCGGCACCAAUAUCAUAAUAGGUUCGGUUGCUGGUGCAAUUCUGGUGGCAGCGAUAGUCCUGGGGGGGACUGGCUGGGGAUUUAAAAACAUCCGAAGAGGAAGGUAUGACCCCGCCUUUCAAUCCUGAUCCCCAAAAAAUAUCAUCCCCAUUCUACAUGUCCACAUCAGGCCAUCUUUGUUUUUAUAAUAAUCCUCUGCUUCUUUAUCCUCUGAUCACACACCUCAUUCAGACUCAUACACUUUGUUAUACUCAAAUGUAUUUUUAUUCAUCUUUCACGCAUUUUUUAUUCAUAUACAUUCACAUCACACAGCAUUUAUAUACAGUAGUGCAUUAUACGACUUCACUCAUCAUAAUUUUAUUUCAGUGCAUAUUCAAGUUUGCUUCAUUGGUAUUUUUACUGCAUGUCCCGUAUU
Molecule: messenger RNA, 2791 nt
Organism: Limanda limanda (common dab)
Lineage: Eukaryota; Metazoa; Chordata; Actinopteri; Pleuronectiformes; Pleuronectidae
Gene: adam11
Product: ADAM metallopeptidase domain 11
Exons: 26
Coding region: 189-2504 (771 amino acids)
Biological process (GO): proteolysis
Molecular function (GO): metalloendopeptidase activity
Source: RefSeq, a predicted model, not a curated record